Molecule: messenger RNA, 237 nt
Organism: Prunus armeniaca (apricot)
Lineage: Eukaryota; Viridiplantae; Streptophyta; Magnoliopsida; Rosales; Rosaceae
Source: the annotation of a GenBank genome assembly
AUGCCAACUGGAAGAGGAAAUGUUGGAAAUGGGACAACAGAAAUGCCAAACAAUUUCUCAUCAUCACAACCACUCCCAUCAUCAUCACAGCCACUCUCUUACACUAGAGCUACUUCAUCAUCAUCACAACCACCCAAGUCUCCUGCCAAGAGAUUCAAUUCUCCUGCCAAGAGAGUGAAGUCUCCUGCCAAGAGAUUCAAGUGUCCUGCCAUGAAGCUUAAACCAUGGAUGUUUUGA